CAUACAUGGCCUUGAAAAGGGGGCGUCUGGAGCCUGAUUCCAUAAUCGCAGUUCUCAGUUUGUGCUGUCAUAUUGCUGUCAGUUAUUGCAGUGGACGUAUUUGUGUGCUAAAUUUGUUCGUUACCGGUCGACAUUUGCGUGAGUCUUGUCAGUCUUCUGUAAAAUCAUAGUUCUUGUUAAAAUGGCUGAUCGCAACGUAAACCGUAACAAUAACAGGACCAGUCCAUACAAGAAGGUACUAGAAAGGAAUGCUAGUUACUUCGGGUACAUCAGCACCUCAAGCUUACAGCCGAACAAGGCUUAUAAGAUUGUCAAAUUAAUCCACACUAAUCAUGUAAGCUACGGCGAGGGGGAAUUGGCCUUUGUUUUGGGAGGAAAAGGGGAGAGGUGGAAGACGCAGUUACCGUCAAAGUACCUGUCCACAUUCAUGCCGGAAGACAUAGAAAUUGUAAGGUCUGAUGUGCUGGGUAACAAAAACCCCUAUCUAGUGUUCAGACAGGUACUAGCGGACAAAUCUUUUAAAAUUGACUUCAUUGAAAAAGAUUCCGAUCUCAUUCCCAAUAUCAACACUUUACAUGAUCAGUGGAAGGAUGUGCCAGCUCUCCCUGAACCAGGUAAAUAG
Messenger RNA from Frankliniella occidentalis (western flower thrips), 622 nucleotides. RefSeq lists its product as uncharacterized. The record is from RefSeq and is a predicted model, not a curated record. The transcript is spliced from 3 exons. NCBI's taxonomy places the organism in Eukaryota, Metazoa, Arthropoda, Insecta, Thysanoptera, Thripidae. The coding region runs from base 182 to 622 and encodes 146 amino acids.